AUGAGAAACUACAGUACACCUUUAGUUAGCCCUUGGCGUCGUGUAUUAGAAUCAAAUGCGCUUGGUAAAAUUGAUCGUAUUAUAUGGUUUGAAAAUGAAGCAUUAGUUGUCAGUGGAAAUGGUCGACGAGUUCGAACAAUACGUUACACAGAAGGUUUAGAAUUGUGGGAAUUAGCACCACCAGUUAUACAUGAACCAAAACAUAGUCAUAUUAUUAAAAAUCAUCGUGAUUCUGGAACAAUUCAUAUUCUAAGUGACGAUUUAUUAUGGAGUGUAUCAUCUUACGGAGAAAUGUUAUGGUCGGUAGAGUUACCAUCAAAAUCAACUUUAAAAAAUUUAUUUCUAUUAUCGACUUCUCAGUUUGUAGUUGUCAUUAGUUUGGAUUCAAAUAUAAAUCAGUUGAUAUUCACAUAUCAUGAAAAAGUACACGGAACAAAAACAUCGUCAAAAUCAAUACGAUGGUCAUUGGAUUUGAACGAAACAAAAAAAUCAUGUACAACUGCUAAUGAUAUAUUUCUGUGUUCAAUCAAAAAUCAUUUAUCAAUUUAUAAUAGUCCUGCAUCUAAUUCUAUACAGUCGACUACAGAUGAUAUUGUACCCGAGCAAUUGACAUUUUCUGAUUCAAUUGAAAAUUAUAAAGUUAUCUAUGAAACAAAUACAAAUAUUCUCGUAUUGGUUACUCUAAUAAAUAACGAUAAAGUCUUGUACAAAUUUUUUCGACAACAACAGGCAACAUCGUCGGAUAAUAGUAAUUGGGAGUAUAUUCAAUUAGAAAUAUUUACAAAGUAUCCAAAUUCAGUAUAUAGUGUUGCAAUGGAAAAAGGAAAUUUGAUACUCAUUCAAGCAUAUGCAACAGAGCAGAAAUUAAAUUUUCAAAAAUACACAGUUAAUGAACGUUCAAUAGUUCUUUCUCGUACAUAUGCUGUUGAACUACCUGAGCUGAUGGGUGAUAUUGAAUAUUUACAAUAUCAUUCAAACAACAGUCCAUUAGCAACAUUGAGAAUGAAUGAUGGCUCAUUAGUCGUAAUCAAAUUCGGUGAACAUGGUGCUGAACUUAUUUUACAUCGUGAUGAAUCAUUAUCAGCAAUUGUAUCUGCUGAGGCAUUUGAUUUAUCAUUAUCAAUUGGUCAAAUGCGUAUUGAAGAAGAAUUUGGUGGCACUGGAAUGUUGAGCAUGUUUAUUAGACGAAUAACAACACAAACAUCACAGUUAAUUAGUUUUGUAUUAAAAAUUGUCGAUUUUAUUAUACAUCGACAUAAAAAUCAAGAUUUUAUGGAAAAACAAGCAGCACUUGUUCGAGAUGAAUUUAAUCUAAAUAAAAUACUGGUCGUCGUAACCUCAGUCGGAAAAGUAUUUGGUAUUUUAACUCAAAGUGGAAAUAUUUUAUGGAAACAAUUUUACAACGAUUUCACACCAUUUGAUAAUUUUAAUCAACCAAGUGUACCAUUGUUUAAUAUAAGAACAGCAGCACAUUACACACAUCAACCAUUAGCAUCAAUUUAUUCUCAAAAUACUCAGAUAAAAACAUUUAAUCCCUAUACAGGUGAUAAUGUCGCUAAUCUUUGUACAACAUUACCAUAUCAAAUUCGUCGAGUUUUUGUAUCAUCACAAAUCGAUGAAGAAUUUAAAAAAGUCCUUCUGUUAAUUGACAAAAAAAAUAAAGUUCACACAUUUCCGAGUGUUCCAUUGAUACGUGCGUUAGGAACAACAACACCAACGUACAUUUAUUUAUUUGACAAAACCGAACAAGCAUUCAAUGGUUAUCAUUUGACGGUGAAUGACAAUGAACAAACGUCGACUGAUUUACAAGAAGUGUGGCGUGUAGUAUUUAAAAAUGAAGAUGUUGUUAAUAUUCAUACACGUUUAAGUACAGAUCGGGUUCAUUCAAAUGGAAUUGUAUUAGGUGAUAGAAGUGUUUUAUACAAAUAUGUUAAUCCGAAUCUGAUUGCUGUUGUUACAGAAGGUGUUGACUAUCAAAAAGUUCCAUUUGUCAACUUAUAUUUAGUUGAUACCGUCACAGGGUCAAUAAAAUUAGCUCGUACACAUAAAAAGGUGAAACCGCCUGUACAUGUGAUAUUGGCAGAAAACUGGCUUCUAUAUACCUAUUACAAUCAGCGAUAUAGACGUUAUGAAGCUGUUAGUGCAGCGUUAUUCGAAGGUUAUACCCAAUAUAAUUUUUCAUCAUUUUCAUCAUUUGAUCCAAUAGUACCCAUGACAGAAACUAAAGCCUAUAUUUUACCAUACGGUGUGACAGCCAUCCAAGUGACAACAACCGAAAAAGGAAUAACUGCAAAAGAUAUAAUAAUGGCAACUCCAAAUGGAAUGCUUAUAGAAAUACCGUGGAUGUUUAUUGAUCCCCGACGACCACUUGAUAUGACACAAAUGGACAGAGAGGAAGGCUUGAUUAUGUACACACCUGAACUGAUGAUCAAUUAUGAAUAUGUGAUUAAUUAUUAUCAGUUUGUUUAUAAUAUUCGAUCGAUCCAUACAAUGGCUACAGGACUUGAAUCAACAUCGGCUGUAUUUGCUUAUGGUUUAGAUCUAUUUUAUACUCGUGUAUUUCCAUCUCGUUUAUUUGAUCAACUUAAAGAUGAUUUUGAUUUUAUGUUCAUCGGAUGGGCAACCAUAGCAUUUGUUGUUGGUUCCUAUUUUGCAAGACGUUUUGCAUCCAAUUAUACAACUAAAAAAGCAUGGAAAUAA
Messenger RNA from Didymodactylos carnosus, 2700 nucleotides. NCBI's taxonomy places the organism in Eukaryota, Metazoa, Rotifera, Eurotatoria, Philodinida, Philodinidae. The record is from the annotation of a GenBank genome assembly.